This is a messenger RNA of Belonocnema kinseyi, 1646 nucleotides long. Its product is annotated as elongation of very long chain fatty acids protein AAEL008004-like. The record is from RefSeq and is a predicted model, not a curated record. Gene Ontology annotation, molecular function: fatty acid elongase activity. The transcript has 3 exons. Bases 18 to 959 code for a protein of 313 amino acids. Gene Ontology annotation, cellular component: endoplasmic reticulum membrane. Gene Ontology annotation, biological process: fatty acid elongation, monounsaturated fatty acid; fatty acid elongation, polyunsaturated fatty acid; sphingolipid biosynthetic process. NCBI's taxonomy places the organism in Eukaryota, Metazoa, Arthropoda, Insecta, Hymenoptera, Cynipidae.
GUUUUGCCUAAUUCCAGAUGACGCAGUUUGUUCAGAAAAUGUAUGAUGCCUACAGAGACCUUAUGGAUAACAAAAGUGAUCCAAGAGUCAAUGAUUGGUUCCUGAUGAGCAGCCCCUUCCCGACAUUGAUAAUAUGUCUUUCCUACGCUUUUUUUGUCAAACGACUGGGACCCAAACUUAUGGAAAAUAGAAAGCCGUUUGAGCUGAGGAAGACCAUGAUCUACUACAACCUCUUCCAAGUGAUAUUUUCAUCGUGGCUUUUUUAUGAGUCAUUAGUCUCUGGAUGGGGAGGACAUUAUUCGUUCAGGUGUCAGCCUGUUGAUUACUCGCGGAGCCCCUUGGCUAUGAGGAUGGCGAGAGGAUGUUGGUGGUACUAUUUUUCCAAGUUCACUGAAUUCAUGGAUACGAUUUUCUUCGUCAUGCGAAAGAAGUACGACCACAUCUCCACACUUCAUGUUAUUCAUCACGGAUGCAUGCCAAUGUCUGUGUGGUUUGGUGUUAAAUUCACUCCAGGCGGCCACAGUUCCUUCUUUGGACUCCUGAACACCUUCGUCCACAUCAUAAUGUACAGCUACUAUCUGCUAGCAGCAUUAGGGCCCAAGGUUCAACCAUACCUUUGGUGGAAGAAGUACCUGACUGUUCUGCAAAUGGUCCAAUUUGUCCUCGUGAUUGUCCACGCCUUCCAACUCCUCUUCAUUGAGUGCAACUAUCCCAAAGCCUUUGUCUGGUGGAUUGGAAUGCACGCAGUAAUGUUCUACUUCCUCUUCAGAAAAUUCUAUCAAGAAACCUACGAGAAAAAGGCAAAAAUUGCAGCGAAAAGGAAGGAGGAUUACAUAAGAGCAAUUUCAAAUGGCGAAGACAAGAAGAAUGGAAUUUAUAAAAAUGACUACAAAAUAGCAACUGGUUACAUCUCUGAUAGUGGUAUGAGAAAUCGAGUCUUCAUUGACCAACGGGAAUGAGCAGUUCAUUAUUUUUAUCAACAUGUUUUGAAAGACUCGUUCAACGUACAGGGUUUACAACUUUAUGACAUCUACGUUCAUUCGGCUGUGCCAUUGUCUUUGGACCGAAGUAAAGUCCAGAGCAGAAUCAUUGCGAUCGAAAGAUCGGGUUUAGACUGACUCGUCUCCAAGAAUCUUGGAUCUCCGAGAGUACUCCAGUUCUUCGAGGGAAAAAAGACCAGCUGAGAUUGCAGGUGAGGAGGCGGAAAUAGCAGAGACUUUACUUAAAAUGUGGCCUCAGAAGUGGCCAUGGAAGCUUGUAUAUAUAACGAACUCCUUGACUAACCAUGAUUUAAUUAAUUGCAACAAAUGUUGAUCUAUGUAGAGAGGGAUGGGAUCAAAUCAGGUACUGGAAACUGGAUAGUUUGUACUUAAGUAAUAUAGAUUAUAGUACUUCAUAACGAAAUGCUUCUCAGGUCAAUAGUGAAUCAUUAUGCUCAUGAAUCAACAUUUUGCCAAAGCUUUUUACUGGAAUCUCUGUGGAUAUUUCUGGAUUCAAUUUGAUCCCAUUCCACCGUAUCUGAAGACAGAGUACAAAGAGAGGAUGAAAGUUUGCCACACCCAAUUGCACUGAUACUUCGUCAGCUCAUUUUUUAAGAGGAUGCAUUCGAACAACGAAUCAUUUAUGAUUUACAAUUGUUUGAAAUU